AUAUCCUCAGCAGGGGCCAUUUUUCUCUUAGCGUUACGCGUCCAUUUUUGAUCUAGAUGAUUGCCUCUGUCCGCUUAACUGAUAGGUAUAGCUGAGAAAAAUGUCCUCCUUCCGAGUGUUGAUCGUCGGAGGCAGCAUCACAGGGUUGUCCUUGGCGCUGAUGCUAGAGAAGAACAACAUCGACUUUCUGGUACUCGAGGCAUAUCUGGACAUCGCGCCUCAGGUCGGUGCUUCGUUGGCCUUACAGUCUAUUGGACUCCGGAUUCUCGACCAGCUGGGCGUUUGUGAUGAGCUUUUGGAACAUGCGCAGGGCCACACUGUACAAGAAAGUAUUUACCGAAGCCCAAAUGGCGAGAAGAUGUGGAGGGCCAGCAACCUCAGUGACGAGAUGAGCGAUCGACACGGGUAUCCGAUAGCGUUUCUAGACCGACAAACGGUGCUUCAAACGCUAUACAACAAAGUUCAGAAUAAAAGCAAGAUCCUGACAGGAAAGAGGGUACAGACUAUAGACAAUUCUGAUCCGACCAUGGUAAAUGUAAUUACAACCGAUGGGUCAAUAUAUAGCGGUGACAUUGUCGUCGGCGCCGACGGGAUUCAUUCAACCGUUCGCCAGGAGAUGGCGCGUCAAGACGUAGACACGGGUCGAGAUUACUUAGAGGAAAAAUCAAUCUCUGCAACCUACUCCUGUGUCUUCGGGAUUUCACACCGGACUCCCGGCAUUGAUCCUGGCACCCUUCAGGACGUAUUCAACGAGAAGUUCUCUUAUCUUAUUGCUGACGGGCCCGGCGACCGUACCUAUUUCUUCCUAUUUGAGCACAUGGACAGGGUGCGAUUUGGCCAGGAAAUCCCUCGACUCACAGAGGCAGACAGAGAUGAAAUGGCCGGCAGACACUUUGAUGAUCCUAUCACCUCAGAUGUCAAAUUUGGUGACAUCUACGCACGUAGAAUCAGGUCCGGCGUCACUCCCCUGCAGGAGCAUGUAUACAAACAUUGGCAUUAUGGAAGAAUGAUUGCGCUUGGUGAUGCAAGCCACAAGCUUCAUCCAUUAACAGGGCUGGGGGCGAACUGCUGCAUCGAAACAGCAGCAUGCCUCACCAAUGGCCUUAUGAGGCUACUACGCUCUACACCUCCUGGAAAACAGGUCCCAGAUAGGGAGAUAUCCGACAUGUUCGAAACGGUUGAGCGGACACGCCAGCCAAGGGUUCGCCAGCUCAUCGAGAUAGCCCACAAGCGUCAGAAGCUCGAGGCUAUGGACACACCCGAACUAAAGUCGUAUGUUGCUACGAGGAUCCCAAGCCUCCCAGUAAAGGUUGUCUACAACGAAUGGUUAAAGACCAUUCCACAGGCAGUGUCGCUGGAUAUGCUUCCUUUACCAACAAGGCCACACAGAGUCCCCUAUCAUGAUGAGCUAAAGGCCGAGGAGACCAAGCAUGCCAGGGAGGGUUCCAAAUUAUAAUGGGAGGGGUGUCUCGCGUCUAUUUGGGCUGAUAUAAAGAUGACCUAUCAGAUGCUCAAACCCCUUUUCGCGACACCGAUCGGUUAUAUGGACGCUAUUAUGCUGGCGGACACGGCGAAAUCUUUUCUAGACCGUAUUUUCAGAAGUAAAUAUAUAGAUUGGCUCCUCUCCGGCAUCCGCGGCUAUCAUCAUAUCCUGAAAAGGCUUCCUAUUUACCUACUGAGAUCUGAGCAUUUGUAUGUGCUUCUAUUUUGCUGCGGCUACUCUCCGACAAUUGCCUAUAAACUGUAUAGACACAAAUAUACACUGUAGGUUGCACGAUAGGAUAAUAUUUCCUGGAAUAGUGUUCCGCAUGUCCAUCGAUCCGUAACGCGUUAAAUGGCCUUCAAGAAACCUAAAACAUGUGUGCAUAGCUGGAAAUUCACUGCAGUCGAUGACCUCUCCAGAUAAGCGACGUGGUUACACCACGUAAGAUGAUACCAUCGGGCAACUUUCCUGUAUUCGCCCACAGCAAACUCCUUUCAUCCGUGAUUCACAUAACCUAUUGCGACUGACAAUGUGGGUGGAGAAUGAC
Molecule: messenger RNA, 2030 nt
Organism: Aspergillus pseudotamarii
Lineage: Eukaryota; Fungi; Ascomycota; Eurotiomycetes; Eurotiales; Aspergillaceae
Product: FAD-dependent oxidoreductase
Exons: 5
Coding region: 101-1456 (451 amino acids)
Molecular function (GO): FAD binding
Source: RefSeq, a predicted model, not a curated record